UCAUGUCGUCGUUGCUCCAAUGCCGUUCCUGGUCGUGGACGGAAAAGAAGUGCCCAUCGAUGAGGCUGCCUUGGACUACCUCUUGAGCCCACCAUCGGAAUCGGAUGAUGAGGUGACAGCUGCUGCGCCCAAAGCAGUGCCCAAAGCUGCUCCAAAAACUGCAAAAGAGACCGCUUCCAGAUGGAAGCGCGUCACAAGGCCCAAGGCCAGGGAAGCCAUCACUGCCGAGGUGCAGGCUGAGCAACGUCGACUCAUUGCUGGCGGUCGACACAUAGUGGUGACACCACCAUGCAUGUGGUGCGGGCUGCCAACGGGGUGUUUCUGCGAUCAAUGCAGAAAACCAGUGUGCACAGUCUGUGACAAAGCGCUGGGGCAGUGUGUGGAAUGCUGUUGUAAGAACAUGAAAUGCACAGAGGGACAGGCGCGGCAGCAUGCAGCCCUGGUCCUCAAAGAGUUCCUUCCGAAUAGCGAAGAUGUCGGCGCCAAUGUGUACCCAGCUUUUCGGGAGCUGUCCUUCCAAGAGCAGGCGAGGAUCUUCCUCGAGAGUGGGAUCCCAAUCGACCCGCAUGCGCAGCUGCAGCGGCGCCGCCAAGAGCUGCGAGAGCCAGAAACGAGACCGCGGCAGCUGACAGCUGAGGAGGCGGCCAGACUUGAGGAGGCAAGAAGGCAACGUGCUCAAGCUGCAGCUGCACAGCAGGAGGCGCAGCGGCAACGUGCGAUCCAAAAAGCCCAAGAAGAAGCGAAACUUGUGGCGCAGAUUGAUGCUCAGAACACACUGGCAUCGGCCGCGCGGAAGGAUCGAAGGAAAGGUGCUGGGUCGGCCCCUAGUCAGCCUUCACACCCUGCUGAAGAAGUUGAAGGCGCCAUCGUGGAGGUGGAGGAGGCAGAGCUGAGCAAAGCACAGAAAAGGCGUGAGCGCCAACGUGCCAACCGCGCAGCUGCAGCCCAAAGAAAAGAUUUGCAGCGUGAGAAGAUUGCCAAGGAGCAGUUCCUACGUGAAACAGCUCAGGGGUUCACAGAGAGGCAGAUGCCGUUGGAACCAACAGAACCAAAGUGCAAGGAACGAAAGAGCAAACCGACUCAAGCGAAAGACUUUGCUGAGAACGAGCUUGCAGAGGACCUCCUCAUCGGGCUGUGGCAGGCCAAAUUGAGAGAUCCCGGACGCGACAUGUCAGCAGGAUCUGCAGAUCAGUGAGAACCUGGCUAUCCCUGGGUGCCGAAUGGUGCCGAGGGCCUGGCUCACCUUUGAAGAGGUCAGCCGAGGCGAAUCGAUCUGCAGCGGCGCUCGUGAGUGGAGGACAUGGUUUAUGGCUUCGACUGCUUCUCAACAGAUCUAUGUCCAGCAAGGGCAAAGGGGACCCAUAUCAAUGACGUUGGUGUGCUGGCAGACGCCAAUUUUCCAGCCAACUUCAGUGAUUCGAGGGAACCGCCGCACUUCUGGAAGGAUUUGGGUUGCCACAAGCCAUAGGCUUUGGCAGCAUGCCGAAAUGGAUGCAGAACCGAGAACGUCAUGGAGAUGGGACAGAUGCUGACAGUAUCGAUCGGAGUAGAAA
Cladocopium goreaui is the source of this 1553-nucleotide messenger RNA. Lineage: Eukaryota; Dinophyceae; Suessiales; Symbiodiniaceae. The record is from the annotation of a GenBank genome assembly.